Priceomyces carsonii is the source of this 1755-nucleotide messenger RNA. RefSeq names its product cystathionine gamma-synthase (gene STR2). Gene Ontology annotation, molecular function: pyridoxal phosphate binding; cystathionine gamma-synthase activity. The record is from RefSeq and is a predicted model, not a curated record. Lineage: Eukaryota; Fungi; Ascomycota; Pichiomycetes; Serinales; Debaryomycetaceae. The transcript has a single exon. Gene Ontology annotation, biological process: transsulfuration. Bases 1 to 1755 code for a protein of 584 amino acids.
AUGCCAUCACAGAAGGUUGGUGAGCCUAUACCUUUGAAUACCACACAUGCUGUUUCUGUAACUUUACCUACAUGGGAAGCUACCGUUGGUUACGAAGAAGGGCAAGAAUGGGUCACGAGUCAAAUGAACUCUGGCUACCCAAGAUUUUUUAUCCAUUCAGUAAUACAAGAACUAGAAAAGCAGAUAAUUAAUAAGUAUGGUAGAGAUGGUGAAAGAUGCUUGAUAUUUCCCUCCUACAAGGCUGCAAAAAGAUGUAGAGAAUUCAUCAAAUCCCAUAGUGAUAAGGAAUCAGUGCAGGUUCGUAUACUUCAACUAUCAACCCCAGCUCCAAAGACAGAGGAAGAAAAGUCAUAUUUAACUGAAGCUACCAUUGCAGCUUGUCUUUUUCCAGCUAGUGAGUUUUCUUUGGCCAAAAACUAUUGGCAGCACUCUGGCGAAGGUAUAAGUUCUAGGUUGGGAGAAUACUGUUUAAGGGAACUUUUCAUAAAAGACAAAGACGAAAAUAUUGAUCCUUCCUCAAAGCUUUUGGCUAAUUCUAAUUUAAAACAAGAAAUUCAAGCCCAGGCCAUCCAGAAGAAGUCUCCUUCAAUAUCUUUUAAAACUUCAAACUCUGACGAAACGUUUUAUGAGAGCGAAUCCUAUAUCGAUGAAAAGUUCGGUCGAAUUUUGGAUCUUAAAUUUGCAGAUCAAGCUAAAGCUGCCUUGAGGAAACGUAUUUGUGGGAAUGUUGAAGAUUCUGCGGGAGAAGCUAAUUCUGAAAGAAGUGGUCAUUUAGAUCCGUCAGACGUUUAUCUUUAUCCUUCAGGUAUGGCUUCAAUUUUCCAUGCGCAUAACACUUUAUUGCACGUUUUAUCCCCAAAAAAGUCGGUUUGUUUUGGUUUUCCUUAUGUAGAUACCUUGAAUAUAUUGAAAAAGUUUGGUCCUGGUGUUCAUUUCCUCGGUCUUGGUGAUGACAAGUCUUUGGAUGAGUUGGAGGAUAACUUGGUUAACGGCAAAGUUGACAUAAUGGCACUUUUCUGCGAAUGUCCUUCAAAUCCUUUGCUCAAAACUCCGAAUUUGAAAAGGAUUAGGAAAUUGGCCGAUCAAUAUGAUUUCGCAGUUGUUGUUGAUGAGACAAUAGGUAAUUUUUUAAACAUUCAUGUUUUACCAUAUUCCGAUAUUGUGGCUUCGUCUCUUACCAAGGUUUUUUCUGGUGAUUCCAAUGUUAUGGGUGGUUCCUUGAUAUUAAACCCCCAGUCUCGAUAUUACAACAAAGUUAAAAAGUAUUUUGAUGAAGAAUAUGAAGAUCUCUUUUGGGCGAUGGAUGCCUUACAUUUAGAAAGAAACUCCCGAGAUUUUGUCGAGAGAUCAGCUAAAAUUAAUGAUACCACUGCAGCAGUCGUUGACAUGCUUACCCUGUCGCCGUUGAUAGCAAAGGUAUAUUAUCCUCGGCUCGACAGCACAAAGAAAUAUUAUGAUGAAGUUAAGACAAAACAUGGUGGUUAUGGUGGUUUAAUUUCAUUUUUGUUUAAAGAUCCAAGUGAUGCAGUUUGCUUUUUUAAUGCGGUGAAUAUAUAUAAAGGACCAUCGUUGGGUACAAAUUUCACACUAGCUUCUCCGUACGCAAUACUCGCUCACUAUCAGGAGUUAGACGAGAUAGCAAAGUGGGACGUGGACAGAAAUCUAAUUCGUGUUAGUGUAGGGCUAGAGGAUAAAGAUGAACUACUUGGUGUUUUCGAAAAAGCUCUUUCAGUAGCCAAAUCAAACCAUAACUAG